Messenger RNA from Penicillium pulvis, 733 nucleotides. RefSeq names its product WW domain protein. NCBI's taxonomy places the organism in Eukaryota, Fungi, Ascomycota, Eurotiomycetes, Eurotiales, Aspergillaceae. Bases 1 to 609 code for a protein of 202 amino acids. The record is from RefSeq and is a predicted model, not a curated record. The transcript has 2 exons.
AUGGCCUACUACGGCGGUGACCCUUACGCUCGCCCCCCAUCAGACAGACCUCCUUACGAUCGUCCACCAUACGAUCGUCCACCAUACGAGCAAUCUCCCUACGAUAGACCUCCCUACGACCGCGGAUAUAGCGGUCCUCCCCCAGGCGCUCGCCCCCUCCAGGCCCCCCACCACCCCUCCCACCAGGCUGGCACCAGGAAUGGGAGCCCAACGCCCGUCGCGCAUUCUGGGUUGAGGAUGCCACCGGUCGUCCCCAAUGGGAGCCUCCUUUCGGCCCUGGCGGUCCUGGCUACGAAUAUGGCGCUCGUGGUGGUCCCCCACCUGAGCCUGGUUACUAUCCUCCUCAGGGCCCUCCUCCUGGAGCUUAUGACCAGCGCGGUCCCGGUGGCUAUGAUUACCAACAACAACAGCAGCAACAGCCUGAGCAAAAGAGCAACACUGGAAAGUACAUUGCAGCUGGUUUGGCUGGUGUGGCUGUCGGUGGAUUGGCAGGUGCUUUCAUUGAGCACGAAGUUGGUAUGUUUGAAUGAGAACAACGAGGAGGACGAUGAACGUCGUGCCUAUGAAGAUGGUCGCGAGGACCAAUAUGAAGACGACGGCGGCUGGUAAUGUCAAUUUGUGGAGUGAUCGGCACUAUCAUAGCCAUUCCAAGCAAUUUCGAGGUUCAUUCCGUGGUUUUCGAUUCGGGAUUCGGCACGGAUUUUAGCGCAUUAUUACAGGGAAUAUUCUAGCC